AGAAACCCCCAUUCUCCUUUUCAAAGACAACAUAUGAUGGAUUGCGAUCUCCCAGCCCAGCAGGACACGGGGACCAAGCAAGCUGUAAUUGGUCAGGAUCCAAUGAUAGCUGGACAAGUCAGUAAGCCCUUGCUGUCAGUGCGGAGUGAAAUGAAUGCGGAGUUGAGAGGUGAGGACACGGCUGCUACUUCAGACAGCGAGCUGAAUGAACCCCUGCUUGCGCCUGUGGAAUCAAAUGACAGCGAGGACACUCCCAGCAAGCUCUUCGGGGCCAGAGGAAACCUGGCAUUAUCAGACCCAGGCACUCCUGACCAACAGCAGGCCAGUCAGACUCACCCCCCAUUUCCGGUUGGGCCACAACCACUUCUGACAGCACAGCAGUUAGCGUCUGCUGUUGCUGGUGUGAUGCCUGGAGGCACACCAGCUCUCAACCAACCCAUCCUCAUCCCCUUCAACAUGGCUGGACAGCUAGGAGGGCAACAAGGACUGGUUCUUACACUGCCUACAACGAAUCUUACCAACAUCCAAGGACUUGUAGCAGCAGCUGCAGCUGGAGGCAUCAUGACUCUGCCAUUGCAAAGUCUACAAGUCUCUGCAUCACUGAAUUCCAGAGCUGAGCAGUGCUCUGAUCAUCAUCAACAACAACAACAACAACAACAACAACAAACUCCUUGGAUCUUCCUAACCUGUGCAAGUUGUAAGUUACAGGAAAGAAAUAGCAAGCAAUGUGAAUUCACCAACGUAGAGAAACAAAAACACAUCUGGGACCACGUCUCAUUAGCUUUUAAGUUUGACUCCCAAAGCAUAAGCUUGCAUAAAAAUUUUCUCCACAUCAUGAAGAAAAAUUUUUCUCAUCCUCUGCAAACAUUUAUCAAGUACCAAUUGUGGUGUGCAUUGAGGACCCCGGAGCCCUUGUGGCAAGGGUUCAGGUGCUUCUUAGAGUGGGCAUCUACUGAAAAGGACAAUUCGAUGUCCUCAGUUACUCAGUGGGAUGUCUGUGAGGGCACAGAGAAAGCAGAAGAGCAGAAAAGGCUUCUGAAAGCUCCGUUCUGGGAACUAGUGACUGUGUCUGAAAGGCCCAGAUUAGGGAAACCAGAGAAGACUCGAGAAGCUGAAAACUCACCCAAAUCCUUCAGCUUGUACACAUUUUACAACAGAAAAAGUAGAAAAUUUGAGGUUAAAACUGCCUUUAAACUUUCUGAGAACGGUGGUGGUUAUCAGAAGAGAUGGGUAGCAGAUGGCUUUGGUGUUUGGUUCCCCUUCAGUGGAGAUGAUGUUGAGGACACAUUGACCCAGAUGCUUAAGAGUUCUUGGGUCACAAAAUCUUCAGAUUCUCAAACCAUCUUUUCUGAGAUGUUUGUCAUGAGAGUUGUGAUGGUGCUGGUCACACUGAAAAGGCCUUCGCUCACACUCCAGUCUCAGUCCAGAGUGUUCAUGUUUAUAGCAGACUGCUUACCUUUUGCUCACAUCCAGCUCACGCUAAGGAGGGUUGAGUGUAAAGCCACAGGUGAAGAGCCAUCAAAUAACCGGAUUGUUGCUCCGUCCACACAAGAGAACCUGUGCAUUCCUGGAGUUAUCCUGCAACACAAACCCCAAAGAGCUGUGAAGAAUCUAGCUCGGAAAUUUUCUAGCUCCAUUUCCAACCCUAACUGUGCUCUGGAAAAUCAUUAUAUGAGAAAUACUGUAAAAUCAGGACACAAGAAUGAAACAGAGAACAACCAGACACAUUGGAAAAUGCCUAGCACUGGGAAAACAAGACAUGAGGAUGUGAAAACAGAAUGGGAUGGAAACACUAUCAUCUCCAGCCUAGGCUCUCUUCCACCAUCAUGCACUGGGACCUACAAGCUGCCCAUCUCCCAGAGUCCUCUACUUUGGAGCAAUCCACCAGACCCAGUCCAACUGGUUAAUAAUCCUCUAGCAAGUCAGGCUGCAGCGGCUGCAGCAGCAGCAGCCAUGGGCUCCAUAGCCAGCUCACAGGCCUUUGGCAAUGCCCUCUCCAGCCUUCAGGGGGUCACAGGUCAACUAGUUACUAAUGCACAAGGACAGAUUAUUGGAACUAUUCCUCUGAUGCCAAAUCCAGGGCCAUCAAGCCAAGCUGCAAGUGGCACUCAGGGCCUUCAAGUGCAACCCAUCACCCCCCAGCUCCUGACAAAUGCCCAGGGCCAGAUCAUCGCCACCGUCAUUGGGAACCAAAUCCUGCCUGUGAUCAACACUCAAGGCAUCACGCUCUCACCCAUCAAGCCUGGCCAGCAGCUCCACCAACCUUCCCAGACGUCAGUGGGUCAAGCAGCCUCCCAAGGCAACCUUCUGCACCUGGCACACAGCCAAGCAUCUAUGUCUCAAAGUCCCGUCCGGCAGGCUUCCUCCUCUUCCUCUUCAUCCUCCUCUUCUUCAGCUUUAAGCGUGGGCCAGUUAGUCAGCAAUCCUCAAACUGCAGCGGGUGAGGUGGAUGGGGUUAAUCUGGAGGAGAUCCGAGAAUUUGCCAAAGCUUUUAAAAUCCGCCGCCUGUCUCUUGGCCUGACCCAGACUCAGGUGGGACAGGCUCUCAGUGCUACAGAGGGCCCCGCAUACAGCCAGUCGGCCAUCUGCAGACACACCAUCCUGAGAAGCCACUUUUUCCUACCACAGGAAGCCCAAGAGAACACUAUAGCUAGCAGUCUGACAGCCAAACUGAACCCUGGCCUUUUGUAUCCUGCCAGGUUUGAAAAGCUGGACAUCACUCCUAAAAGUGCCCAGAAGAUCAAGCCGGUGCUUGAGCGGUGGAUGGCUGAGGCUGAGGCCCGCCAUCGAGCAGGUAUGCAGAACCUGACCGAGUUUAUCGGGAGUGAGCCGUCCAAAAAGCGCAAGCGGCGCACCUCCUUCACACCCCAGGCCCUAGAGAUCCUCAAUGCCCACUUUGAGAAGAACACACACCCCUCUGGGCAAGAAAUGACAGAAAUUGCCGAGAAGCUGAACUAUGACCGGGAAGUAGUUAGAGUUUGGUUCUGCAAUAAGAGACAAGCCCUGAAGAACACAAUUAAACGCUUAAAACAACACGAGCCCACCACAGCCGUCCCUCUGGAGCCCUUAACAGACUCUAUGGAAGAAAACUCCUAAGGAGACGCUCACCUAGAACAGAAGCAAGAUCCACAGACACUAAAAUCCACCCUUGGAACUGCACCAAAAAUCACAAUAAUCAAUUUAAAAUAAAUCAAAAGCAGCCCUAGUCAUCAUCCUUGUAAGUUAAGAGACAAAGAAAGCUUUACCAAGUGGACAGAGUAGUUGAUACGUGUCCGCUCUGGUUUUCCAAAAUGAAACAAGAAAAAAAAAUUCUUUUGAAAUUUUUUUUUAAAGUGGAAUACACCACAUUGCGAGUGAGUGUGUUAGGGAGUUCCACCCCCCUCAUUUGUCCCCCCACCCCACUUCCCAAAGCCGGUGUUUUAAUGGGCUUAAAGCAAACCAAAUAACCACAUGCUUUUUUUCUGUAAACUAUGAAAAUGUGAACUCAUUUUAAGAAAAAGGAAAAAAAAAAAACUAAACUAAACCAAAAAGAAAAGAAAGGCAAAGAAAAAGGAAAGAAAAAAAAACCCACAACAAACAACAACAACAAAACUUAUCUGUUCAAAGCGAAUACAAGCCUGCCACCUGGAGGAGGGACUGCUUUCUUUCAGGUCCUAAGUGCUGAUUCACUAUGAAACCCAUUAACCAAAGUCAGAUACAUGGCAUUGUAAACUCGAGAUCGUAGGUCUACUCUUCUCUGCGUGUGAAGUUGUGUUACCAGUUUUUACAUUCGUAGUUAAUGGAAAAAUAGGAAGUCUGAUUUCUCCCAUCUUUUCCAACUAUUGUCACCACCAAUGGAGUGCCAUUGUUGAAGCCAUUCGGUGAGGCUAUUCUUUCUUAUUGGGGGAGGAGGGGCUUCUUUUCAGUUCUCUUUGUUUUCAAGGAGGUCAUCCUGGAUCACGUGCCAAAGCAUCUGCUGCUUGCUUCUCACUAUGA
Erinaceus europaeus (western European hedgehog) is the source of this 3975-nucleotide messenger RNA. It is a transcript of the gene POU6F2, whose product is annotated as POU class 6 homeobox 2. Bases 34 to 3096 code for a protein of 1020 amino acids. Gene Ontology annotation, biological process: regulation of transcription by RNA polymerase II. Lineage: Eukaryota; Metazoa; Chordata; Mammalia; Eulipotyphla; Erinaceidae. Gene Ontology annotation, molecular function: DNA-binding transcription factor activity, RNA polymerase II-specific; RNA polymerase II cis-regulatory region sequence-specific DNA binding. The record is from RefSeq and is a predicted model, not a curated record. The transcript has 23 exons.